This is a messenger RNA of Penicillium brevicompactum, 4368 nucleotides long. RefSeq lists its product as uncharacterized. The transcript has 4 exons. The record is from RefSeq and is a predicted model, not a curated record. Lineage: Eukaryota; Fungi; Ascomycota; Eurotiomycetes; Eurotiales; Aspergillaceae. Gene Ontology annotation, molecular function: ABC-type transporter activity; ATP hydrolysis activity; ATP binding. Bases 1 to 4368 code for a protein of 1455 amino acids. Gene Ontology annotation, cellular component: membrane. Gene Ontology annotation, biological process: transmembrane transport.
AUGAUGGAACAACCUCACGAUCCCGAGGAUCCCUCGCCGUUCGAGUCCCACUACCAAUACAAAAGCGAGGACGACCAAGAUGAAAGUCACAAUGGAACGCCAGUACAAAGGAUCAGCACCCAAGAUUUCACCAGCGUGGAAACCCUUCAUGCACCCCAGGCCAACAUCCGCGGAUCUGUCAGUGCCGAAACCCUACAUGCCAAUACCGACACCCCACAGCCCAAAAAGACCCCGGAAUGGAGCAUGACACCACAGGUGAUCCGCAAUGCAGAACGUGAUGCCGCUGCUGGAUUUAAGAAACGCGAACUAGGUGUGACUUGGAAGGAUCUGACUGUUGAGGUCCUUGCUGCGGAGGCUGCCGUGAACGAAAACAUGAUUUCACAAUUCAACGUCCCCCAAUUAAUCAAGGAUUUCCGCCGGAAGCCACCUGUCAAGCCAAUUCUGUCCGAUAGCCAUGGAUGUGUCAAGCCUGGUGAGAUGCUACUUGUAUUGGGUCGUCCUGGCUCGGGAUGUACCACCCUUCUCAAGAUGCUCUCCAACCGCCGUGAGGGAUAUCACUCAGUGUCAGGGGAUGUUCGAUUUGGAAACAUGACUGCCAAGGAAGCUGGCAAGUACCAUGGCCAGAUUGUCAUGAAUACCGAGGAGGAAUUGUUCUACCCUCGUUUGACUGUUGGUCAGACUAUGGACUUCGCCACAAGAAUGAAGGUCCCCUUCCAUCUUCCAGAUGGUGCUCAGAAUAAGGCCGAUUACACAGCAGAAACAAAACAGUUCCUUCUCGAAUCUAUGGGCAUUGCUCAUACCGCCGACACCAAAGUCGGUAAUGAAUUUGUCCGCGGUGUGUCUGGUGGUGAGCGGAAGCGAGUGUCCAUCAUUGAGUGUCUCGCGACCCGAGGAUCGAUUUACUCCUGGGACAACAGUACUCGUGGACUCGAUGCUAGUACUGCGUUGGAGUGGGCAAAGGCCCUGCGUGCCAUGACCGACGUUCUCGGCCUUUCUACUAUUGUCACGUUAUACCAGGCUGGAAAUGGUAUUUAUAACCUCUUUGACAAAGUCCUCGUCCUCGACGAGGGUAAGCAAAUUUACUAUGGCCCUGCCGCGGCGGCUAAGCCGUUCAUGGAGGAUUUGGGCUUUGUGUACACGGAUGGUGCAAACGUUGGUGACUUCCUUACUGGCUUGACCGUCCCCACAGAGCGGCAAAUCAAGCCUGGCUUUGAGCACAAGUUCCCCCGAAAUGCCGAUGCGAUCCUUGCAGAGUACCAAAAGUCUAGCACUUACCAACAGAUGGUGGCUGCAUAUGAUUACCCCGAUACCGAGACAAGUCGUGAUCGCACAGAGGCCUUCAAGGAAUCUGUCGCAUGGGAGAAAUCCAAGCAUCUUCCUCGAGGAAGUAGCCUGACCACCAGUUUUUGGGCCCAGGUUAUCGCUUGUACUCAACGACAAUAUCAAAUCUUGUGGGGUGAGAAGUCCACCUUCUUGAUCAAGCAGGUUCUAUCCUGUGUGGCAGCCUUGAUCGCUGGAUCUUGCUUUUAUGACUCGCCAGACACCUCGCAGGGUCUCUUUACCAAGGGAGGUGCUGUCUUCUUCUCUUUGUUGUACAACUGUAUCGUGGCGAUGUCUGAAGUCACCGAAUCAUUCAAGGGCCGUCCGGUCUUGAUCAAGCACAAGGGCUUCGCGAUGUAUCACCCGUCUGCUUUCUGUCUUGCGCAGAUUACAGCCGAUUUCCCAGUCUUGUUGUUCCAGUGUACAAUCUUCUCGGUCGUGAUCUACUGGAUGUCCGGAUUGAAACACACCGCCGCUGCCUUCUUCACAUUCUGGAUCAUCUUGUUCACGACAACCUUGUGUAUCACCGCAUUGUUCAGAUUCAUCGGAGCCGCCUUCAGCACCUUUGAAGCCGCCUCUAAGAUUUCAGGAACGGCAGUGAAGGGCAUUGUCAUGUAUGCUGGUUACAUGAUCCCCAAACCCAAGAUGAAGAACUGGUUCCUCGAGCUAUACUACACAAACCCAUUCGCCUAUGCCUUCCAAGCCGCCAUGUCCAAUGAGUUCACAGACCGUAUCAUCCCCUGCGUGGGCAACAACCUCAUCCCAAGCGGUGCCGGCUACGAAGAUGUGGGAGCUGCCAACAGAGCAUGUGCCGGUGUCGGUGGUGCUCUGCCAGGUGCUGACUACGUGACUGGUGAUCAGUAUCUCGGAUCUCUCCACUACAAAGCCACCCAAUUGUGGCGAAACUUCGGAGUUGUCUGGGGCUGGUGGGGAUUCUUCGCUGUGCUGACAGUCAUCUGCACUACAUACUGGAAGUCUGGUGCUGGUUCUGGUGCCGCUCUUCUGAUUCCUCGUGAGAAGCUCAAGAGCCAUCAACUUGUCAAAUCCGACGAAGAGGCACAGAAUCGGGAGAAGACGGUUGCCCGCGAGACCACCGAUGGCCCCGUUGAAGUUGACGAUGAUAACCUCUCCCGGAACACCUCGAUCUUCACCUGGAGAAACCUCACUUACACCGUCAAGACACCUACUGGUGACCGUGUGCUCUUGGAUAACAUUAACGGAUGGGUCAAGCCAGGCAUGCUCGGUGCUCUGAUGGGAUCUUCCGGAGCAGGAAAGACAACACUUCUUGAUGUGCUUGCCCAGCGCAAGACGGAUGGUACCAUCAAGGGAUCUAUCAUGGUCGAUGGCCGUCCUCUUCCGGUAUCUUUCCAAAGAAUGGCUGGUUACUGUGAGCAGCUGGAUGUUCAUGAGCCUUAUGCGACCGUGAGAGAAGCACUGGAAUUCUCUGCUCUUUUGCGUCAGUCUCGCAGUACCCCUCGAGCUGAGAAGUUGAAGUAUGUGGACACCAUCAUCGAUCUACUCGAGCUCCACGAUUUGGCCGAUACCUUGAUUGGCGGAGUCGGUAAUGGGCUAAGUGUUGAGCAAAGAAAACGUGUGACAAUUGGUGUUGAGCUGGUGUCCAAGCCCAGUAUUUUGAUCUUCUUGGAUGAGCCUACAUCUGGUUUGGAUGGACAAUCCGCAUAUAACACCGUCCGUUUUCUUCGCAAGCUGGCCGACGUUGGCCAAGCGAUCCUGGUCACUAUUCAUCAGCCCUCGGCCCAACUUUUCGCUCAGUUCGACACCCUCCUUCUGCUUGCCAAGGGUGGAAAGACAGUCUAUUUCGGAGACAUCGGUGACAAUGCGGCCACCGUCAAACAGUACUUUGGCCAAUAUGGAGCUCAAUGUCCUACCGAUGCAAAUGCAGCUGAGUUCAUGAUCGACGUGGUUACUGGCGGUAUCGAGUCUGUCAAGGACAAGGACUGGCAUCAGAUCUGGCUCGACUCGCCUGAACAAACUCGCAUGAUCACUGAACUGGAUACCAUGAUUUCCGAUGCUGCCGCGAAGCCGCCUGGAACUGUGGACGACGGGUUUGAAUUCUCCAUGCCGCUCUGGGAGCAGACCAAGAUCGUCACUCAUCGCAUGAAUGUUGCCCUUUUUCGCAACACCAACUAUGUCAACAACAAGUUCUCGCUCCACAUCAUCUCAGCCCUACUCAACGGUUUCUCAUUCUGGCGCCCCGGUCCAAGUGUAGCCGCGUUGAAUCUGAAAAUGUUCACGAUCUUCAACUUCGUCUUCGUCGCCCCCGGUGUCAUUAACCAGCUCCAGCCUCUCUUCAUCCAGCGCCGUGAUAUCUACGACGCUCGCGAAAAGAAGUCCAAGAUGUACUCCUGGGUUGCCUUCGUCACCGGUCUAAUCGUAUCUGAAUUCCCUUACCUCUGCAUCUGUGCCGUUCUCUACUUCGCCUGCUGGUACUGGCCCGUCUGGCGUCUGCCCCACGACUCCGAUCGAUCUGGAGCCACCUUCUUCAUUAUGCUGAUCUACGAGCUGAUCUACACCGGUAUUGGCCAAUUCAUCGCCGCCUAUUCGCCCAACCCGACCUUUGCCGCCCUUGUGAACCCCCUCAUCAUCAGUAUCCUUGUGCUCUUCUGCGGCGUCUUCGUUCCAUACGAGCAGCUCAAUGUGUUCUGGCGAUUCUGGAUGUACUACCUCAACCCCUUCAACUACGUUGUCUCUGGUAUGUUGACCUUUGGUCUCUGGGAUGCCAAGGUAACCUGCAACGAAGGUGAAUUUGCCUUCUUCGACCCGACCAACGGUACCUGCGCCCAAUACCUGUCUGACUAUAUCGCCGGUGAUGGCUGGAGAAUCAACCUUCUUAACCCGGAUGCGACUUCGGCUUGCAAGGUCUGCCCCUAUCGCAAUGGCAGUGACUUCCUCUCUACUCUCCACAUCAAUCACUACUAUGUUGGAUGGAGAGAUGCGGGUAUCUCGGUGAUCUUCGCUAUCAGUGGAUAUGCCUUGGUGUUUGGCUUGAUGAAGCUGAGAACCAAGGCUUCCAAGAAGGCGGAGUAA